GUGCGCCGCCGGUCAGGUUAGGUAGCUCGGUUAUGUACAGUACAGGCUACCUCCGUGUACUAUUUCUAAAGCGGGACGGCGUGGAGCUGUGAAAAGCGCGGAUAUUUAUUCCGUGGAGGUCAGAGCGAGUGCGUGUCUGUGGUUGGAAACCAGCUGCUGAUCGUCACCGCUGUGCGCUCUUAUCCAAACGGAGGAUUUGUGUGAGUCCGACGGAGGAGAAUGAGGUCCUUGUCUGCUUAGUGACCCGUGCCAGUUAAAGAUGAUUCCCGUAAGGUCUCCUGUGAUUAUCCCUCUUUCUGUGGCUUUGGUAGCACCCAGUAAGCAGCCAGGAAAGCCCUCCCCGUCCUGCCUAUGACAUGGUCUAACCCGCAUGUGAUCCGGUCACCAUGAUGGCUUCUGUGGUUGCCAAUGGAAACCGUGACGGGCAGUCUCUGGUCCUGAAAGGGGUGGACCCAGAGACCUGCAUGAUUGUGUUCAAGAACCACUGGGCUCAGGUAGUGAAGAUCCUUGAAAAGCAUGACCCUCUGCGCAGCAGCUCCACCCUGCCCUCUCUUGGCGUUAUCAGCCUCACCUCUCUCUCUAGUGGCAGCGCUCGUUUUGGUGCCAUCCCUGGAGACGAGGCGAGCGCGGUGCAGAACUAUGUGGAGCACAUGCUCUUCCUGCUGAUGGAGGAGGAGAGCGGUCAGGCUGGGGCCAUGGGCCCCAUCCUGGAGUUUGUGGUGAUGGAGAACGUGAUGGAGCGUCUGUUUGUGUGGAGCCUCCGUAGAGAGUUCACGGACGACAUGAAACUGGAGCAGCUGAAAAUGUACGAGAUGCUGGUGGGCCAGGCGCGCCAGCCUCUGCUGCAUCACAAGCCCAUCCUGCGGCCGCUCAUGAUGCUGCUGUCCUCCUGUUCGGGCACUACGGCGCCUGCGGUGGAAGCCGAGCUGGUGCUGCUGCUCAACCAGCUGUGCUUCGUUCUGGCGAAGGACCCUUCAAUUCUGGAGCUGUUUUUCCAUACCAGCGAGGAUCAGGGAGCCACCAACUUCCUCAUCUUCUCCCUGCUCAUCCCUUUCAUUCACAGAGAGGGCACAGUGGGCCAGCAAGCCAGAGACGCCUUACUGCUCAUUAUGUCUUUGUCUGCUGAGAAUGAGCGAGUGGCCAAACACAUCGCAGAGAACACCUACUUCUGUCCGGUGCUGGCCACAGGGCUGAGUGGCCUGUAUUCAUCUCUGCCCACUAAGCUGGAGGUCCCCAGCGAAGAGUGGCACUGCCUGCACAAAGAGGACUGGCUCCAGAUGCCAUCACUCAUCCAGUUUCUCAACUCACUGGAAUUCUGCAGUGCUGUUAUUCAGGUGGCCCACCCUGAUAUCAGAGACCAGCUGGUUAGCUACAUCUACAAUGGUUUCCUUGUGCCUGUCCUUGCACCAGCGCUCCACAAGCUGACUCUAGAGGAGGUGAUGACCACCACAGCUUACCUGGACCUCUUCCUGAGAAGUGUAACAGAGCCAGCACUGCUGCAGACCUUCCUCUCCUUCAUCCUCCUCCAUCGUCACGAGAGCGUCCACAUCUUGGAUACUCUGGUCAGCCGCAUCAACACACCUUUCCAGUUGGGCACCGUGUCUCUGGCGCUUUUCCGCACUCUCAUUGGUUUAUACUGUGAAGAUGUGAUGCUGCAGCUCAUACUGAGGUACCUGAUCCCCUGCAAUCACAUGAUGCUGAGUCAGAGACGUGUAGUGAGGGAGAGGGACUGCUAUUCGGCAUCAGCAGCUAAAAUCCUGGCGUUAACGCCGUCCUGCUGCUCUCCUGAUCGCAGCCCCCCGCCCCUCCGUCAGCUGGAAUCCAUUCUUUUUUCCAAGGGUGGAGAGACUCCCAACAACUCGGGCAACACAGAAAUCCAGAAAUCCUCUGAAGAGGAUGAUGGCUCAGGCAACUCCUGCACCAUCGGGUCAGAAAUCUACCUGGAUGUCAGUUACCUUCAUUACCUCUACGACGCCCGUCUUAGCAUCAGCAGCUGCAUGCGGGCCUGCCAGGUGUGGUCGGCUCCUUAUGAUGGCGAGGACCCACCUCCUGAGAAAUAUCAGCCGGGUGUCCUCGAGGAGCCAGGGCUGAAGAGUCGGCAACCCCAGGUGGCUCUCAAGAGAGUUCAGCACCCACUUUUGUCGCCCACACGAUCCUGCGUGCCGCCGAGUACGGAGCCGCUUCCCGUCAACCUGCUGGAGCUGGAGUGGGAUGACAGUUACGACGCAUGCCUCGUGGAGACUGCUGAUGCUCCUGUGGAGAGUAAACCUGCCCUGCAGCCUCCUGCUGAGCUCCCGAAGCACAUCCAGGAGAUGAAGAGAACAGCCCACAUGUUGGUUAAAGGCUCAUACAUUGAGGAAAACGACUUCCAGGAUGACGUCAUGGUGUACGAUCUCGUCGCAAAGAAAGACUCCGGCGGUGUUGAGCGCACAGGCAGCAAACCCAGUGGCUCGCAAUCAGAAGAAACCAAGCCAGAUUCAGCAGACGUUCCCCUAAAAAAUGGGCUUGACCUAACACUUCCAACCUCUGCCAUGGUUGAUAAUAGCAGGAAUAGCUUGGAUGCAAAGGCUAAAGGUCAGACGGACUGUAAUGCAAACCUCCAAAACACGACCGCUGUAGAGUUGGGUGACGACCUUUUGGCUCAGUAUGAGGAGCUCAUUCGCACUUUGGACACUGAAGCAGGUGGAAAACAGGUCAAAGCUGAUGGAGAGGUGAAGAAGCCCAUCACACCUGUAGAGGUAGUGGAAGAGGAUGAGAUGGAUUUCACCUCAUUCUCUGGUGAAACACCAGAACCAGAGAAACUACAUUCACCAUUUGGGACGGUCAACAGGUUUCGCAGCGAGAGUGCAAUUAAAAACCACUCAGUGCCUUUUACAGGUCCAUUUAUCAGUGUGCUGUUAUCUCGUCUGGAGAACAUGCUAUCUAACUCACUUCACGUCAACCUGUUGCUUACGGGCAUCUUGGCCCAGUUGGCUGCUUACCCUCAGCCUCUCCUGCGCUCCUUCCUCCUCAACACCAACUUGGUUUUUCAGCCGAGCGUUCGCUCCCUUUACCAGGUACUAGCCACUGUGAAGAACCAGAUAGAGGAGCUGGCUGCCAGCACGAGAGAUUUCCCAGAGCUGAUCACUGCCGCUCAACACUGGCUAAUGGCUCGGGAGACCUCGUUCAUGGCAGCAGACAAAAGCUCCAGCCACCACGAGGGGGAAAGGAUCUUGAAGAAUUCACCCCCACCAAAACCCAAAGCCAUCUCCCUGGAGCGGACCGAGGUCUUUGCUACUGUACUCUUCACGGAGUUCCUCAAAGAACUGGCUGCAAUUGCACAAGAGCACUCCAUCUUAUCUUACAUUCCUGUGGAAGAGUAAUUGUGUCCCAGCAGGCCUGCAUCAAGAGUCCAGUCUAACUCAGAAAGAUUAUAAAAGAGUCUCUUUUGAUAUUUGUGUCCUUUUUGGGGAGCACUUGGGAGAGAAUCCUUUUUAGAUCCAGUGAUUUUUAUACAACUAUUUUUAAAAAAUAUAGAGUAUUUAUUUUCCAAGCAAAAGAAGAAUCAGUUUCAUUUACUUUUCAGUUUCUUCAUUCCACCUCUGGAAAGAGUUUUUGGCGGCAAAGGAGGACUCGAGCUGAAAAAUCUCGGCCUGUUUGCUGAAGCCUUCCACCAGCCGAUACGUUUAUGAAGGCACGCUCCAGGUCCACCAAAGACUGUAGACAUUUAAAGAAAAAAAGAAGGCCAGCAUCAGCCCUUAUCUGAACCGUCUGGGUUCUGCCCUCAAAAUGAAUGUCUUCUAAAACCAGCUCCAACCAUGGUACGACGUCCGCUGCUCAGUGUGCUACUCUAAAUUACUCAGGUGGCCUUCCGGAAGUGUUGCGUCUCUGUUGUGGGAUCACUGCAGGGUGCAGCGCUGGCGACUUCACAGAAACGCAUCCAAACUUUGCUCUUAUGCAACUGUUAUGACACUUAAUCCUUUGGCAAAAUAUGUCUUCACAAAGUGGUGUUUCCACAAAAUCGUUAUGUUAGAUUUAGAUUUUAUUUCUCCCUGUUGAUUCAUGAUGGUACCUCAGGAGAUUUUGUUCUAUUCUCUCAGUUCUUAAACAGCUGUAGGUGGGACAGUUUUCCUACAAUGCACUAGAUUUCCACACUUACGGGAUCUGCACCUUUCCAUAUCUGCAAAAACUGACAAACCAGGUUUAUCGGUGAUGUAUUUAAUUAUUUGCCUUACUUUAGUGAUGCCUCAUAAUGUACAUAUUGUAUGUUCUGGUGACAUAGUACACUAUGCAAAUCAAGAAUAAUUAAGUUUAGCAUAUUUUCAUAAUGGGAAUGGGGUAUUUAAGCUCUUUAUUUUUUCUGUUGCCAUUUUUUUCCCAGCAAGGUUGCAGCAUUACAAAUGUGGUCUUUUGUCUACUGAUGGUGUUGUGUUAGCUAUGAUCAGUCUGAAAUUUCAUUCAUAAUUUUGCAUCUCCAAAGGCAACCUGCUUUGAAUUGCCUUUAAUGUAGUCUGCACAUGGGUUUAAGUUAAAAGACUAAAUGAAUCUUCCAGUAUAGAAAUACUUGUAAAUUGGUGCCUAAGUUAUGAGUUUCAUUCACAUUAUUGCCUGUUUAACUUCUGAAGGAGUUAAAGGGGAGUAAUACAAAAAUUAGCAGUACAAGCUGAAAGUGUAGUUUUCUAUGGGCAGAAUGGUAAAAGUGGGCUAAAAACGCUGUCUAGUAGCCUUGUGAGCUACGCUGAGUAGGUCAACGAUCUCAUCUAAAAGUUUAAGAUUGGAUUUUACUUUAGGAUUAAACGUGAAACUUUGUGUUUCAUUUUAAAUGUUUUGAA
This is a messenger RNA of Archocentrus centrarchus (flier cichlid), 4811 nucleotides long. It is a transcript of the gene fhip1aa, whose product is annotated as FHF complex subunit HOOK interacting protein 1Aa. The record is from RefSeq and is a predicted model, not a curated record. The transcript is spliced from 13 exons. Lineage: Eukaryota; Metazoa; Chordata; Actinopteri; Cichliformes; Cichlidae. Bases 387 to 3362 code for a protein of 991 amino acids.